Drechmeria coniospora is the source of this 1407-nucleotide messenger RNA. Its product is annotated as CUE domain protein. Bases 1 to 1407 code for a protein of 468 amino acids. Gene Ontology annotation, molecular function: ubiquitin binding; ubiquitin conjugating enzyme binding. The record is from RefSeq and is a predicted model, not a curated record. NCBI's taxonomy places the organism in Eukaryota, Fungi, Ascomycota, Sordariomycetes, Hypocreales, Ophiocordycipitaceae. The transcript is spliced from 4 exons. Gene Ontology annotation, cellular component: cytoplasm. Gene Ontology annotation, biological process: ubiquitin-dependent protein catabolic process.
AUGUCAACUGCAACGGAAACGAACAAGCUCUCGACCGAGCUGGGUGCCGAGUCUCCAACCACUGCCAGGCCCCUCGAGCUGGAUGAUGAUGACGUUCAAGAGACCGGCGUGAUCGGCGCCGAUGGCACGGCUGCGGCCGGGGCGGCCCAAGGGACCGUUGCUGCCGCGGCGUCGGCGUCGAUUCAGCCAGCGACGUCAACUCAGCCAACGACAUCGACUCAGCCCACGACAUCGACUCAGCCCACGACAACGACUCAGUCCACGACAUCGAAUCAACCAACGACAUCGACUCAGCCAAUGACAUCGAAUCUGCCAACGACAUCGACCGAGAGUGCCUUGCCCAAUCCUCCUCGACGAUCAUCAGAGACGGAAAAGAGUUCGAUGAUGCUGAAAGAAGCCUUCCCCACCGUGGAUGUUGCCAUCAUCAAGGCCGUUAUCAGAGCUAGCGGCGGAAAAGUAGAGCCCGCUUUCAAUGCACUGCUAGAGAUGACGGAUCCCGACGCGGCCAAGGACGAACCAGAGGACACCCCCCCUCCACAACCGCGGAGACCACAGGGACACACGCCCAUGACGCAAGUCGAGGCGGAUGAGCUAUAUGCCCGGCAGCUCGCCGAGCACUACGACAACGUCGGAGCGUACGAGGCUCGAACAUCAAGCCGGUCCCGCUAUGCCAGCCAGCCCCGAAGACGGUCGGAUGACGACGAACGCGAGCACAGCUUCCUCGACGACGACCUCCCCGUCAUCCGCGAGAACCUGCGCAAAGGCUUCGUAGAAACCCAGUCAAAGGUCAACGGGUGGAUAACCAACCUGAGAAAGAAGUUCGAGGAGAACUUUGACGAGAGCGAGGAGCCCGUGCAGGGACAGGGUCAGCCGUUCCGUAGACAGCCAGAACCGAGUCGCAGGAGCGGUGACUACGAAAGAUAUGACGCUGACCCGCAGGUCCUGACCGACGAUUUUGCCGGAAUGAAAUUCUCGGCCGACGGGACCCCCGUCAAGCGCCCGGUAAACCCUAGCCUGCACCGACCCCCACCGCCAUCUUCGUCUCCCAGACCCGCCGAUGGACGCCGCGUGGGCUUCAAGGAGGAGACCGAGGAGAUCAACAUGUACGAAACAUCUCCCAAGAUGGCACCGAAGAGCCCGCCGCCCUCCGUUAAGCCCAGCAAAUGGCAGCCUCUGUCGGCGGUGCCGCCCACCCCCAUCAUCGAUCACGAUCCGUUCAGUCUCGGCGACAGCGACGAUGAGAAGGAGACGAAAGACUCCAAGGAAAAGGAAAAGGAAACGGAAAAGGCCAAAGAUUCCAAGCCAGAUGUCGACGAAGACAAGCUGAAGAAGGCGGCGGCGGAGGCCAUGUCCGACACAAUCGUAUCGCCGGCAAAGGGCGAGUCCUCGUCCGCAGCCAAGAGCUGA